Coprinopsis cinerea okayama7#130 is the source of this 723-nucleotide messenger RNA. RefSeq lists its product as hypothetical. Bases 1 to 723 code for a protein of 240 amino acids. Lineage: Eukaryota; Fungi; Basidiomycota; Agaricomycetes; Agaricales; Psathyrellaceae. Gene Ontology annotation, molecular function: acyltransferase activity, transferring groups other than amino-acyl groups. The transcript has 7 exons. The record is from RefSeq and is a predicted model, not a curated record.
AUGUCAUCCAACGGAAAUACCCAAUUCUGGUCAAGCCUGCUCGAGCUGGACGAUGAACUCGAGGUCACACUUCUUCAAGAUAAGGAAGUGUGGAAGGCUGCUACAACGUGGACCAAUGCAUUCGUUAAUGACCCUCUAAUCCGGUACUUGCGUGAUAAUAAACCCCUGACCCCUCGUGAAGCUAAGGCGCAAAAGGUGUUCAUGUCAGGGUUGCUCCUUGGCUGGAUCCGUCGGAAGAUCGCCAUCACUAUUAAUGGAGGCGCUUCCUUGGUCGUUGCCACUCCGGCCCCGUCGUCAACAGGCCCCGGAGGCCCUAAAGACAAGUUCCUUGACUGGCUGCUUAACGUUACACUCAAGUUCAGUGAGAGGAUAUCCCCCAGGGAGAGGCGGAGAAGGCAGAGAGAGGUUAGGGACAAGCUUAGGCCGAUCAUAGACGAGAAGAUUGCGCCUCGGCAGAACGACAUGAUCCAUGUUACCCUCGUCUGCACAGAGCCUGAAAGCCAGGGGCGAGGUUAUGCCAGUGCACUACUUGACACCAUUACACGCCUGGCAGACAUACUAGGAGUAGCAUGUUGGCUAGAGUCCAGUAACAUUGCCAAUGAACCUUUCUACAACUCUCAUGGGUUCAAGUCUGUCGGGAAUGCUGUUGUCGGGGACCAAAACCCGGAUUGGGGUGAAAAACCAGUUAUUGUCCAAAUCAUGAUUCGAGAACCAAUAUUGUAA